Cebus imitator (Panamanian white-faced capuchin) is the source of this 1091-nucleotide messenger RNA. RefSeq names its product leucine-rich repeat-containing protein 37A-like. The transcript has 4 exons. Bases 93 to 1091 code for a protein of 332 amino acids. NCBI's taxonomy places the organism in Eukaryota, Metazoa, Chordata, Mammalia, Primates, Cebidae. The record is from RefSeq and is a predicted model, not a curated record.
AGCAGGAGCAGCCAGCUCAGCCUCUUGAGUCUUCUGGGAAGCUUGAACCUUCUCAGACCCAGGAAGAGACCCCAGCUCAGCCUCCCAAAGAGAUGGAACCUUCUGCAAUCCAAGAGGAGACCCCAACUGAGCCUCCAGGUCCUCCUAUGGAGCCUGAACUUUCCCCCAGUGAGCAGGAGCAGCCAGCUCAGCAUUCUGAAUCUUCUGGGGAGCUUGAACCUUCUCAGACCCAGGAGGAGACCCCAGCUCAGCCUCUCAAAGAGAUGGAACCUUCUGCAAUGCAAGAGGAGACCCCAACAGAGCCUCCAGGUCCUCCUAUGGAGGCUGAACAUUCCCCCAGUGAGCAGGAGCAGCCAGCUCAGCCUUCUGAGUCUUCUGGGAAGGUUGAAUCUUCUCCAGCCCAGCAGGAAGCCACAGUUCAGGCUCUAGAGCCCCCUAAGGAGGUAGAACCUUCAAGCCAGCAGAUGGUCCCAGCUCAGGUUCCAGAGCCAUCUAAGGAGGUUGCAGCUCAACCUCCAGCUCAUUAUGAGGUGACACUUCCACAUCCAGACGAGGUUCAGACUCAGCAUUCAAACCUGACUCAACUCACAGUUCAACCUUUGGAUCUGGGGCUUACCAUCACUCCUGAAUCUACCACAGAGGCUGAACCUUCCACAGCCCUGACGGCUACAGCUCCUCCAAAACAGCCUGAGGUGACACUUCCAUCUUCAGACAAGGGUCAGACUCAGCAUUCAAACCUGACUCAAGUCACAGUUCAGCCGCUGGACCUGGAGGUUACUAUUACUACAGAACCUACUACAGAGGUUAAACUGUCUCCAGCCACAGAGGAGACCUCAACUCUGCCUCCAGAUCUGGGGCUUGCCAUAACUCCAGAAUCCACUACAGAGACUGGACAUUCUACAGCCCUGGAGAAGACUACAGCUCCGCGUCCAGACGAGGUUCAGACUCAGCAUCAAAACCUGACUGAAGUCACAGGUCCACCUACUGAUCUAGAACCUACUCGGGAUUCACUGGUGCAGCCUGAAACUUACGCCCAAAAUAAGGCUUUAACUGCACCAGAGGAACAGGCCUCCGCAAGCACCAACGUGUGA